Molecule: messenger RNA, 1155 nt
Organism: Durusdinium trenchii
Lineage: Eukaryota; Dinophyceae; Suessiales; Symbiodiniaceae
Source: the annotation of a GenBank genome assembly
AUGAUCCAUCCGGGCGGCACUUUUCGCAUGGUUUGGAACAUCUUGGUGGCACUCUGCUUGGUGCAUGACUUGGUUGUGAUCCCUCUCUAUGUCUUCGACAUCCCAGACUCUGCAGUCUUGAUCACCUUGGAGUGGUGCACCCAGCUCUUCUGGAAUUUUGAUAUUCUCCUCUCCAUGCAUACAGGAUACUACUACAAAGGUCUCCUCAUCAUGAGUGCGCGGAAAGUGUUCCGCAACUAUGUACGCACGUGGAUGGCCUUAGAUGUGACGUUGGUGUCGCUGGAUUGGAUCUUCGUCAUCUUGGAAGUCUCCGGCAUUCAGAUCACCUCAGCCGCUUGGCUGGUGCGCAUCUUGCGCUGGGUGAAGCUCCGUCGUAUGGCCGAAAUGUUUCAAGAGCUGAUUCAGUCACAAUCUGCCGGCAUGUAUUGGAGCUUGGUCUUCGGCAUAGCGCGCUUACUCAUCCUCAACCAUUUGGUCGCGUGUGCCUGGUUUGGACUCAGCCGGAUUCAGGGAGAGGUGAAUUGGGUCGAAGCUCAUGGCUUGACAGACAAGAGCUCCUUGCACAAGUAUUGGACCUGCUUGAAUUGGGCCUUUGCUCAGUUGGGCGUUGGCUUGUCAGACAUCACCCCCAGGACGACCACCGAGACCUUCUUCUCGGUGUUGAUCGCCUUCAGGUCUCUGAUCACGUGCACGACGUUGAUCAGUCGCAUGACAUCUUUGAUGACUGCCUUGAUCAAGACCAAGGAAGACGAGGAACGGGAGUUUCGCUUGCUGCGGAGCUAUUUGGUCUACAAUGAGAUUCCACACAGCCUGGGGCAGAAGGUGACUCGAGACUCGGCUCGGACAGGCCGGACGGCCGGACAGCGGUGGGACAAGCGGAUGUGCCUGAAACCUCGACCAGUGGAGGAUCGGAUGGUAAGGAUGUGCCGACCCCCAAAGUGGCUACAUGUGCACAUGUGGCGUCUGCCAAAAGGCGAAAGCCAAACGAAACCACAUAAAAACACUCCAGCAUGGCGGUCAAUGAUUGCAAGAAGGAGUGUGGUCUCGUCGUGUCCGGAACCAGAUCAAUCCUCCAAAGGUAAAAGGAAUCCCAGCAGGCCUAGGUUGUGGUUGUCGCUCCUGCUGUUGCUGGUCCAUGGUUGGGUGGGUGGGUGA